AUGGCCAGGAGCCGGGCGUUCAGCAAUGUCGCGAGGCGGCUCGCGCUUGGCUUCACAAAUUCCCAGAGGUUCUCCGCACCGCCUUCGCUCCCACAGUUAGUGUCUCACGCUGGAUCUGCGACAUUGGUAACUCCUCAGCUCCAUUUCGCCAACGACUCGCACGCUAGGCUGCACACUCACUCUUCGCCGGCUCUCCCUAUCGUGUCUCCAAAGCCCACAACCUCCGCCUCGUUACUGUCACACAAUCCAGCAGCUCGCGUCCAACCACCGUUACUAUCACACCCUCCCCUAUCACGCGGAUUUGCCGGGAUAUUAGUCGAGCUGGGUCUCGUCCCUCCUCCGCCAGACCACGGCGAAGAGGAGGCGCGGAAAAAGGAGGUAAUUAAAGCCGUCCUUAGGCCCGGGUCGGGCAAGAUCCAAGCUAAGAAGGAGCGGCGAUUAGGGAGAAUACCGAGCAUAGUCUUCGAGCAGGAGGACGGGCAUCUGGGCGGCCGAAAACGGCUGGUGUCCGUCGAUCGCAAGCAGAUCGGACGGCUGGUGAAGAAGUUCGGGCGGCCGUUCUUCGUGUCGCAGGUGUUCAACCUCGAGAUUGCCGCGGAGGGCGCGGAAGCGGCGGAAGGGGAGGCGGCGGGAGCGGAGGGGGUGCCGGAAGAAUCAACGGUUGAGAGUGUCCGGAUGAGGGUGAUUCCGAAGCUGGUGCACUGGCAUGGAGCUACGGACGAGAUUCUUAAUGUGACUUUUCUCAAGCUGCCCGAACGCGAAAGCGCACGAGUUAAAGUGCCCGUGCCUUUGGUGUUCGUGGGCGAGGAUGCCUGCCCAGGCAUUAAAAAAGGUGGUUGGCUCUACACCAUGCGUCGCACCCUCCCCUUCUCCUGCCCCCCCUCCGCCAUUCCUCCUUUCGUGGAGGUGGAUCUGUCUGCAUUGGAUGUGGGCCACAAGAUCACCCUUGCUGACGUGGCAAGGCAGGUGGAUCCGCGGCUCAGAUUGCUCCUGGCAGAUGUGUCUCACCCCGUCUGCAAGAUAGCUGGCAGCAGGUCAUUGGCCAAGGAAGCAGCGCCUGCUUAG
Molecule: messenger RNA, 1065 nt
Organism: Closterium sp. NIES-65
Lineage: Eukaryota; Viridiplantae; Streptophyta; Zygnematophyceae; Desmidiales; Closteriaceae
Source: the annotation of a GenBank genome assembly